AUGGCUGUCACAGAGAAGAGGGGGAUUGACCAAAGUAUCUCUUCUAAUUUGUGGCCCUCUUUUGUCCUAGGUUCCCAGGAUCCCGGGAAAGUGAUCCACAUCAACAAAGUCAGCCAUCAACCAGUGCGGGUUGGGCUGGCAGAACCGGUGUCCCUGCCGUGCCUGUUUCUCUUGCAAGGCUCCGUCCCCCUGAACCCCAGUGAACUGUCUGAUCUCCCCCGUAUCAAGUGGAGCAAAGUACAGUCUGCCACUGGACAGCCGGAAGAUCUCCCUGUGCUGGUAGCCAAGGAUAAUGUGGUGAAGAUCUCCAAAAACUACGAGGGCAGGGUCGCCUUGCCCGGAUACCCUCACCAUCGAGAAAAUGCCACCCUCUUGUUUCUGUCAGCUCGGGCCAGUGAUGCGGGACUUUAUCGAUGUGAGAUUGUCAUUGGGAUUCAUGAUGAGCAGGACUUGGUCCCUCUGGAAGUCACAGGUGUGGUUUUCCACUACCGCGCGGCUAGCAACCGCUACGCUUUGACUUUCCCAGAGGCGCAGAAGGCCUGUGAAGAGAACUCGGCUGUCGUUGCAUCUCCUGCUCAUCUGGAGGUGGCCUUUGAGGAUGGCUAUGACAACUGUGAUGCCGGAUGGCUCUCCGACCACACUGUUAGGUAUCCCAUCACCCUGUCAAGACCUGGUUGCUAUGGAGAUCGCAACAGCCUCCCAGGAGUCCGCAGCUAUGGCAAGAGAGAUGACAGCGAAGCAUACGAUGUCUACUGCUACUCCAGAGAACUCCAAGGAAAAGUGUUUUAUGCAACCAGCCCGGGCCGGCUGACAUUUCAAAUGGCCCAGAAGCAUUGCCUGAGUCGAGGGGCUCAGCUAGCAACCACGGGGCAGUUAUACCUCGCCUGGCAGGAAGGUCUGGACCAGUGUGACCCAGGGUGGCUGGCUGAUGGAAGUGUGCGCUACCCAAUCCAAACCCCACGGAAGAAAUGUGGCGGAGAUGAACCUGGUGUAAGGACAACCUACCAAUUCUCAAACCGGACUGGCUUCCCAGAUCCGGCAUCCAAAUUUGAUGCUUACUGCUACAAAGGGCAUCAGUUGGCCAAGAUACUGGACAGGGCAGCCUUUGUAGAGGGAUCUGUCCAUCAGGCCAUGGACCCAUAUUCGGAGGGAAGCCACGAAUCAGGAAUGGAGAACAUCUUGGUGGAGCAGGAUCCUGACCUGUCCUUUUUGAGCCAGAACGAGCUAUUCCCCAGGGAAAACGAGGAAGCUAUCAUGUCAGCAGAUUCCAAAGAAUCAGCCAAGGACCUUUACGGCCCCUUACACAAAAUGGCGGUGCCGUUACUGGAAGAAGAUGAGCAGCUCCAGAUGGUAACAGCUUUCCCAGUCAGAAGAGACAGCGUGGAAGAGAGCUCCAUGGUACCCAAUAUCUCUUUUCUAAAUGGAGAAGUAAGGGGGGCUGUCACAGAACCCUCGGUAGAUGUUCUUCACGAUGGCAAAUUAUUCACCGUAGUUGAUGAUGCUGAUACGAUGAAUGUCACGGAAGAGUCACUGAGCAUGGUUUCGAUGUUGGGCAAGACGUCUUUGGAGGGAGACGCUGAGGAUGGCAACUCACCAGGUGCAGACCUUCAUCUGGUCACUCCAACCUGGUUGCAGGGAAACACCGAGGGUUUAUUCCCACAGAAUGCUGCCUCUCCGCAACCAUCUCAAGUUCCAAUCCUAAAGGACCGUCCAACCAUUCCCUUCCUAAUUCCGUCCCCCACUUCUUCAAAAGAUCCCACCGCUGCCACUGGGGCAACACCAGCUUCAGCUGGCAUCCCUGAAUCGAAUCAGAACGUUUACACGGGACUGAACGGGCGGUACUUCCAGGCACAGUGGAAAGAGGAGCUGGGAAAGACUGAUGGGAACCCAGAGGGUAGCACCAUGCUGCCCACUACGUUGACCGCCUUGGCCUUGGGAGGGCAUGAAAUGGCAGACAAUGCCAUUGAGAUGUCAGCUGGCAUGGUCCCGAGUCCUUCCUCGGCUCUUGGGGGAGAUAUAAGCUACUCGCUGUCCAACGAAGUUGAUGAAAACAGGUUGCCGUUACUUGAGAAUCGAGGCCCCAAGGAAACCACCUUUUCUCCUGCGUCAACACCUCAUUCUUUGGAAGACGUGAGUGCCGAAAGAACCAACCAAGGAUAUUGGACCAUGACUGGGCCAAGAAGCCAGGAGAAGGACGUAUACAAUGAGCGCAUUCCCAUAUCAUUGCCGGUCUCGGAUAAUGUUCUACUUGAUCUGCAGAAAGUUGCUGUGACUACAGGAUAUGAUCCAGAAGAUGCUUCCGUGGGGACCAGCAUGCGAAGCGACUAUCUUCAAGGGGUGGCCCAAGCUGGAGACCAUGAAGAUGAAUUUUCUGGCCAUGGACAGGCGGUUACCCCAGCAGAAUCCCUUCUGUCCUCUGACCACCGGAGAAACAAGCCACACGUUGAUGAGUCAAGUGGAGAGUAUGAUUACAGCUCCCGAGAAAGUCACAUCAAGACAAUGAGCUUUGGCGAAGAGCUUCCAGGACCUGUUUUUGAGGGCCACCAAAACUUUCCAGAGGAUGCUGAAGAAGAAAUGGAGCCGGAAACGCUCCAUUUUGUUAACCAAGAGGAGACAAUGAGUCUCCUCAAUAUCGCAGGAAAGGACGCCAUCUCGGAACAGAGCAGCCAACAUUCAGAAGCGGCGUCUGAACUGAGGGGACAAGAAGCUGUGACCCUCUCCCCAAAAGACGUCAUCUCCCCAACUCCAGGAAAUGUGUAUUUGCAGGAAUCUCAAUUCCUCCCUGAGAAAACUGAGGCAUGGUUGGUGGACCACGACAAUCAAGAUAGCGUGGAGACCACCAGAGCAAACAAAGCAAUCCUGAGGCCUCCAGAUGGUUCCACUUUCAUGGAAGUCAUAGAUAUUUCUGAGGCACAAGGUAGCUGGGAACAGGCUACUCAAAGCAUGGAGAGCCACCUAGAAUCCAGCAUGGUAGAGCAAAUUCACCACAAAAGCUCGGAGGAAGACAAUGGUGGCUACUAUUGGCCAGGUGGUGCCACUACAGGACCUCCAGCUCACAAUCACACCAUCUUCUUUUCUUCUUCUCAAUCCCUUCCGGAUGAGGCCGAGAACGGAGAGGAGACCACAGCCUUGAGUUUGCCUGAGAUGAGGACUCCAUUCAUACUCCACAGUACCUCAGAGUUUAUACGCUUACCGCAGCCAGCUGCCUUUGAAAACUCGCUUGUGGUUCCAAGCUCACAACCUUCCAUCUAUCCCACCGAGAGAGAGGUGGAAGCCAAGAUGGACCAGGAAGGGUACAUCCCUUCUGUCCCUGGAGACUUCCUCCCAAUGGAGACCGACAGUGGGAGCGGAGAAGAGAAAGAAGAUGCACCACCACUCAAAGGAAUCCCCCGUCUGGUUUGGGCCCAGGAGAUGAAUGACAGCUUGCUUGCCGAAACUGACCCUUGCGAUAACGAUCCAUGUUUGCACGGAGGCACCUGCCAGUCGAGUGGAAACCUUUCCAGCUGCCACUGCCUGCCAGGAUUCACAGGCGAAAACUGUGAAAUAGAUAUUGAUGACUGCUUAUCUAACCCUUGUCAAAAUGGUGGGACCUGCAUUGACGAGAUCAACGCCUUUGUCUGCCUGUGCUUGCCCAGCUACGGAGGGAGCUUAUGCAACCGAGACACAGAAGGCUGCGAUCACACAUGGCGUAAGUUCCAGGGUCACUGCUAUCGCUACUUUGCCCAUCGGCGCGCAUGGGAAGACGCGGAGAGGGAUUGCCGACGUCGGUCAGGACACCUCACCAGCAUUCAUUCCUGGGAAGAACAUAACUUCAUUAGCAGUUUUGGCCACGAGAACACUUGGAUCGGCCUCAACGAUCGCAUCGUGGAACAGGAUUUCCAGUGGACGGACAAUACCGGAUUGCAAUACGAGAAUUGGCGUGAAAACCAGCCAGAUAAUUUCUUUGCCGGUGGCGAGGAUUGUGUGGUGUUGGUGUCCCACGAGACUGGCAAAUGGAACGAUGUGCCGUGUAACUACAAACUUCCAUACGUCUGCAAAAAAGAUACAGUGCUGUGUGGGCCGCCCCCUCUGGUGGAAAACGCCUCCCCCAUCGGAAAGAAGAAGGAGAGGUACAGCGUGCACUCGACCGUCCGAUACCAGUGCGCAGAAGGCUUCCUCCAAAGACAUUUGCCCACCAUCAAAUGUCACGUCAACGGCCUGUGGGAGAACCCCAAAGUCCUCUGCACAAAACACGGUCCCACAGAACUCGGCGGCACCAUCGUCACCACCGCCAGCGCCGGCAGCACCACCAUCGCAAAUCGCGCAAGGACCGGAGGAAACACCAGAAGCAGCGUCCAAAGCUGGACUGGGCAGAGGAUGGCAGCAACUACUUUUAACCUCUGACCCCAAUGGAAGCACAAGCUUUGA
Messenger RNA from Pseudonaja textilis, 4407 nucleotides. The record is from RefSeq and is a predicted model, not a curated record. NCBI's taxonomy places the organism in Eukaryota, Metazoa, Chordata, Lepidosauria, Squamata, Elapidae.